Molecule: messenger RNA, 781 nt
Organism: Melitaea cinxia (Glanville fritillary)
Lineage: Eukaryota; Metazoa; Arthropoda; Insecta; Lepidoptera; Nymphalidae
Exons: 5
Coding region: 1-696 (231 amino acids)
Source: RefSeq, a predicted model, not a curated record
AUGGACACCUUUCUAGAACUCGUGCGCAUUAUGAACGAGGAAAUGGCGAGGGAGUUGAGAAGUGCAGUUAUAAAGUUCUAUAAAAUUAAAUAUUUUCACGAUUUUACCAACUAUGUGAUUAGUUUGGAAGAGAUGACAGACAUUAUAGAGCACUGUCUAGCCGACCCCGUCGAGAAGAUAGACAGCAUUAAACAACAAUUUCACGCAGUUAUCAAGAACUUUGAAGAUAUCCGACAUUUUGACACGAUUGAUAGAUGUAUGGACCAACUGCCAGACGAGGUUGCCACCGCUCAUUGUAUAUUACAUCAGGCUGUGCUUUUUAAUGAAACGAUGCACGGAAGCCUCGUAUCCAUCGUGGAGAUCAAGACCAAUCAAUACGCUAGAAGAAUGAACGCGUCGAUAUAUGAAGUGCAGAAAUGCUUAAACAAUUUGGUUCCUUAUUUCUUUGAACAGUUGCUUGUUGAUUCUUACACAGACAAGUGCAGCUUCCUGGAUAUGAUAAAAAGUUCAAUAGACGACUUAAUAAAAGAUGAAUGGCGGAAUGUAAAAAACACAUUGUUCCCUAAGAAAUGGUGCACAUUAGUUGAAUAUCUCAAAAAUGAAUCCUUAUCACCUCAAAAUAAUGCGCAACAGUCACUAAUUGUGAAUUUAUUUUCUGGUAAUUCAACGCUAUCGGAUGAUAAAGAAAUUCUUUAGUGUUAAAUUUAUAUUCAAUCGUAAUUGCUCAUUUUUAUUGUUCAUACAAAUUUUAUAAAAGUAAAAUUCUGUUAUUAUUAAAAAA